Messenger RNA from Beta vulgaris subsp. vulgaris (sugar beet), 456 nucleotides. RefSeq names its product pentatricopeptide repeat-containing protein At1g12775, mitochondrial-like. NCBI's taxonomy places the organism in Eukaryota, Viridiplantae, Streptophyta, Magnoliopsida, Caryophyllales, Amaranthaceae. Gene Ontology annotation, molecular function: protein binding. The coding region runs from base 1 to 456 and encodes 151 amino acids. The transcript is spliced from 2 exons. The record is from RefSeq and is a predicted model, not a curated record.
AUGUUGGACAACAAUGUUGCACCUAAUGUCCCCAACUUCAGCGUGGUAAUUGACAUGUUUUAUUAUGAUGAGAGUAUUGGUGAAGCGCAAGCCAUGGUGCAACAUAUGAUUGAGAGAGACUCCACCCUUGCCCACCAGCUGCCUACAGAACUGCGAACUCAUGAAAAUAUUCCAAAUAUCAUUGCAAAUGCUUCAUUGCUUGAUGGUCUAUGUAGAUAUGCUCAGCUCGAUGAGGCAAUGGCUUUACUUGAAGAUUUGAAGGAACAUGGUGUUAAGCCAGAUACUGUUGUUGAUGGUAUCAUAAUGGGCGGUUUAUGUAAUGUUGGGGGACUUGAACAUGCGGCAAAUGUUUUCUUUGAUCUUGUAUUGAAGGAGCUUCGACCUGAUUGUGAAAUAUGCGCUAUAAUGAUCAAAGGUUUAUGCAAGAAUGGGCUCAUGUAUGAAGCUAUUGAAUAA